AAACCGCUCCGCACUGAUACCUGCUGGAUCCCCCGGGCUGCACGCUGACCACUGGACUUAAAAAACUUCCCAACCGCCACCGAGCCGCUAAAAAACAACCGCUAAGCACUUAAAGCAGGAGAACAUGGGGAAGGAAAGCGCUGUUUUGCUCGUUAUCUGGAUGCAUUUUGCAAGCACCUUCUCCAGCUAUGCAACUACAGCUGAACCAGCCGUUGAGACAGACACUUUCAGCAACAUCACAGCAAACUCCACAGACUGGAUGGUGGACUUUAGUGACAUCGAGUCCAAGUUUGCGCUAAGAACCAGCGAUGAACCCGAAGAUGACCUGUGCUACAUAGUCCCAGGACAGCGGGAAACUAUUAAAGAGUGUAAUUUCAAUCCGGACACCAAAACUUUCAUAGUCAUUCAUGGAUGGACGGUCACUGGAAUGUACGAGAGCUGGGUUCCUAAGCUGGUGACGGCCUUGUAUGAACGCGAGCCAACAGCCAAUGUCAUUGUGGUAGACUGGCUCAUCCGGGCCCAGCAACACUAUCCAACCUCAGCCGCGUACACCAAACUGGUGGGCAGAGAUGUGGCCAAGUUCGUCAACUGGUUACAGGCUGAACUUGAGUACCCAUGGGAGAAGCUCCAUAUCCUGGGCUACAGUCUUGGUGCUCACGUAGCUGGGAUUGCAGGACUCCUCAUGAGAAACAAAGUCAACAGGAUCACAGGUUUAGAUCCAGCCGGCCCAACCUUUGAAUAUGCUGAUGCCCAAAGCACGCUUUCCCCCGACGAUGCCCUGUUUGUGGACGUGCUUCACACCAACACGCGUGGCUCUCCUGACCGCAGCAUCGGCAUCCAGAGACCUGUGGGGCAUGUGGACAUCUACCCCAAUGGAGGAACUUUCCAGCCUGGGUGCGAUCUGCAGAACACCAUGAUGAUGGUGGCUACCACUGGCUUGAGAAACAUGGACCAGAUUGUGAAGUGUUCCCAUGAGCGCUCCAUCCAUCUUUUUAUUGACUCGCUAAUCAACAUGGAGCAGCAAAGCAUGGCCUACCGCUGCAGCUCCAAGGAAACCUUCAACAAGGGGGUUUGCCUCAGCUGCCGGAAGAACCGCUGCAACAAGGUGGGCUACGACGUGACCAAGGUGCGCAGCCGCAGGAACAGCAAGAUGUACAUGAAGACCAGAGACAUGAUGCCAUACAAAGUUUACCACUACCAAGUAAAGGUCCACUUCUUCAGCCAGAGUAAGAUAAGCUACACUGACCAGCCCAUGAAGAUUUCCCUGUACGGCUACGCUGGAGAGAAAGAAAACAUCCCCUAUGUUAUGCCUGCUAUGAAAACCAACACCACUGUGUCGUUCUUGCUGACCACGGAUGUGGACAUUGGAGAGCUGAUGAUGGUGAAGCUGGUUUGGGAGAAGGAUACAAUCAUCGGCUGGCCUUGGUGGAAUCCCGACACCUUCCACGUACGCAAACUACGCGUCAAAUCUGGAGAGAGACAGUCCAGAGUGAUCUUCGUUGCUAAAGACGGUGAGUUUUCCUACCUUGCCCGUGGAGGGGAUGCUGCUGUGUUUGUGAAAGACAAGGAAGCCCAGUCAAGCAAGAAAAAUGAAAGGUUGCACAAGCUGAAGAUGCAAGGCAGUUCCUUCAAGAAGACCACAGAAUAGAGCGGUACUUGCAGAGUCAUCCUUUUGCCAGAGCCCGAGAUGAGCCUGCUGGGAACUGGACUGGUAGAGACGGCGGUUUCUGUAUGUUCCGAUUGCAAGCCUUUCAUUGAAUAGUAGCAAUUAACACAAAAGAUCCUCAUCCAUAAGCACAUCCUGCAAGGAACUGUACUCUUUUAACUUUUAACUGCUGAGCAGUUUCCAAAUCAAAAAGCCUAAUAAAUCUAAUACCGCUCAGUAUUUUUUUUCCUUUCCUCAAAAAUGUGAUAAUCAAAGGUCACUGAAGCCUAAAGCACAGCAAGAAGGUGAUCUGGAAAAAUUGUAAUGCUGUUGCACCUUCUUCCAUGGCAAUUCAGUGGCUGAACCAUGGAAGGAUGCGAUCCUGAUCACGUCUCUUUGGCUAUGAAAUAUUUUUUCAAAUGAAAGAUAGAAGUCUUAUUGUUAUGCAAUACAUAUGUACUUAUAUGUAAGUAAACUCUUACACUGUUAUAACGUGUGUACUGAAUCUCUUCUGCCUUGGUCAAACCAAAGCACGGUUAAUAAACAAUGCGCCGCUUUGAGUGAAGGAUAUAUAGAAGGGUCUAUAUAUUCUGUCAAUAAGUAUCACACGAGACCUACCUGAAUAGUUAGAAAAGUCAAAUGCUGAGUGUUCUCCAAGCACAUUGAAGCAGUUGACAGUGCUAAGUAAAGAUUGCGUAUAAAAGAGAGUGGUCAUAUUGAUGUGCUAUAGGGGCAAGACCUACUGUUACACUGGGUAUUGUUUCACAAAAAACUGGGAGAAAAAGGGGAAAGCAUUUAAAACUCAGAUUAUUCAAGGUUCCUUUGUGUUUUCUUUUGGAAUUUACCCCCUUACACUCCAGGCUUAUUAUGCAGUUCUUAACAUUUCUGCAUAAGAAGACUGUUAAGAUGUAAAGACUUCAAAAUUCAGAGUUUGUAUUUUAGAAAACUAGGAAAUAUUUGGCUGAAACAAAUUCAGAUUUUUCUAACUAAUAUUGCAACUAUCAUUUGAAUUGCGAUUAUUUUUGAUAAUUUAGGCCUGCUUUUUUGACCAAGAAGACCAGAAUGUCCACCUUUUCUGGCUUGAUGCUUGACCUCUGAAUGUAGUUUAAGAGACACAACACAUGCAGGUUUGGUUAGAUUUGUUUGGUCUACAUUAUCUACAGGCAGUUCCCAAGCUCUGUGUUAUUAGGUAAAUUGUGAUUCAAUGUAAAAAUGAUUAAUCAUUCAGCCCUAUUACCUCUCAGUAACUGGUGAUAAGAUAUGUGGCAUCUACCAGACUUAUAUAUACAGUUUAUUUACUAUGAAAAUGAACCUGCACGUCUUUUUAAUACGUUUUUAAAUGUAGUGCAGAUGAUGGUAAAAUAGCACUUAAUAUGAAAAAAUACAUUAUUUUGCUUUACAAUGUCCCACAAAUGCAUAAAUUCCUCUUUUAAGACUUCAGUAACUACUAUAAAUUCUUAAGUAACUACACUGAAACUGAUAUGUAGGUCAUGUAAUUAUGAGCGUGAGAAAAGUAAGUUGGGAAACAUCUUCAACCCUGUGGAGUUUAAGGGGCUAAACUAUUUAAACUAAAUUUUUCUUUAUUUGUGCUGUUUGGUGACACUGUGAUCCAUCUUUUCCACCAAAACCUGCCAACUAACUAACACUAAUGUUCUUUGCAUAGUUCACCACAGACAGCUCAAACUUGAUUCUACCCACAGGAGAAUGUUGACCACUGAUGGACCAACUACUCUCUCAGCCAAAUCUAUGUCUGGAAUUGAUUCUUGUAAAUACUUUUUAAUUGCUAUAUAUCCUAAAAUGUCAAUUCUAUAUCUCGAAAUGUCUACCUUUUCACUUUAUUUUGUCUGUGUUUGGUUAUUGUGUUUGGCACAGGUCACUUUAUAGAUUCAGACCCCUUAAGUCAUCAUUUAAAGCCACAAUCAGAAGCCAGUUUGCUCUUGUCAGGUGCAUGCGUUUCCAAUAGAACGUCGGAGAGUUCACCUUAUAGAUGCCUAAUUUCUCAAAUACUGUGAACCAAAAAAAACAAGUUUGGACUGAUUUUGUGCGAAACUAUGCAAAUAAUAUACAAAGUGUUUGUAGCAUUGAAUUGUGUUGAAAUCCUUUAAUAUGAACUGUGGGAAGUCGUCAAUACUCUGCAUUUUGAUUAUUAGUGAACAGUAUCCCAAAUCUCCGAAUUUUUUAGAGACAGUCUGCACAAUUGUGUACAUUCAGAUUGCCCGUUUAGUUGUGACAAUCCCUGAUAGGUCAGUUGCCUCUUAGAGUAGCCAUAAGCACCAUUUUCAAGCAAAGAUCAGAAAUUAACAAGGCAGUUGGAAUGGAUUGCCCCACAUAAUAGCCAUUAACACCACAAGAUUAUUUAUUGAAUGUAUAUAUUUGUACAUUGGGCUUGUAUGAUGCCAUGUUUAUGUUUCUCUCUAUCUAUUUCUAUGUGACUUAUGCAUAUCCUCUCUAUUUUUAUAAACAGCUGAGUAUAAAUAAUACAGAUUGCUUGGGGGGGUGAUCUAAUUGCCUUUUGGAUUACUUCAUUCAUCAUAUAUAUACACUGCACUGUAUAAAAAUGAUAUUUUAAUAAACAGAUUAUGUUACAUA
Molecule: messenger RNA, 4234 nt
Organism: Pygocentrus nattereri (red-bellied piranha)
Lineage: Eukaryota; Metazoa; Chordata; Actinopteri; Characiformes; Serrasalmidae
Gene: lpla
Product: lipoprotein lipase
Exons: 10
Coding region: 125-1648 (507 amino acids)
Biological process (GO): lipid metabolic process
Molecular function (GO): lipoprotein lipase activity; apolipoprotein binding
Source: RefSeq, a predicted model, not a curated record